AUGUUGGUGAAACCUCAUAACGAGAGACAUUAUCGAAGAAGAAUGCAUGUACUCUCCGCACGUAAUGUGUACAGGAGUACAGACAAUGAUGAUAAUGGUUCCUUCCACAGACUGAAAUGCUCUGGGCUUCUUGUGGGGAAACUGGCCUCUGAGAACCUUAUGUAGAAAUGGGAGGCAACCAUGGAGGACCUGACCCACCUCCCUGAGACCAUCGACAACAAUUCAGGGAGUUCUUCUCUCCAGUCCCUGCAGCAGAGGACGUGGCUUAUUCACUGGUCUCUGUUUGUUUUCUUUAAUCACCCCAAAGGCAGAGACAAUAUCAUCGAUCUGUUCCUAUACCAGCGUCAUGUAGUUUUUAUACAGACCAUGUGCCCAUAUAUCUUGGGUUACCUAACCACAGCUGUCAUCACUAAUAAGGAUGUAAGGAAGCGCAGACAAGUCCUCAAAGACCUAGUCAAAAUUAUUCAACAGGAGUCUUACACAUACAAGGAUCUCAUCACAGAGUUUGUGGAAUGCCUGUAUGUUAACUUUGACUUUGACAGCACUCAGAAGAAACUUAGGUAGUGCCUGUUGGUACUAGUGAAUGACUUCUUCCUGGUGGCUUGUCUGGAGGAUUUUAUUGAGAAUGCUCGCCUAUUUAUCUUUGAGACAUUUUGUCGGAUCCAUCAGAGCAUCAGCAUCAGCAUGUUGGCAGAUAAGCUGAACAUGACCUCCGAGGAAGCUGAGCGAUGGAUAGUAAACCUAAUUCGCAACGCCAGGCUGGACACAAAAAUCGACUCCUAACUGGGUCAUGUGGUGAUGGGAAAGAAUGAUGUUAAGAAGACCAAGAGCCUCUCUUUCUGCAGUCAGAUGUUUGAAAGAAGAAGCUCAGCCAGAGCAUCAAAACGAGAUGCAAAAUAUAACUGA
Messenger RNA from Clarias gariepinus (North African catfish), 906 nucleotides. RefSeq names its product eukaryotic translation initiation factor 3, subunit E, b (gene eif3eb). NCBI's taxonomy places the organism in Eukaryota, Metazoa, Chordata, Actinopteri, Siluriformes, Clariidae. Gene Ontology annotation, biological process: translational initiation. Gene Ontology annotation, cellular component: nucleus; cytoplasm; eukaryotic translation initiation factor 3 complex. The record is from RefSeq and is a predicted model, not a curated record. Gene Ontology annotation, molecular function: translation initiation factor activity.